Molecule: messenger RNA, 129 nt
Organism: Paramecium sonneborni
Lineage: Eukaryota; Ciliophora; Oligohymenophorea; Peniculida; Parameciidae
Source: the annotation of a GenBank genome assembly
AUGUUAAGUGUUCUUAAAGGAGAACGUGUCCUUGUAAUAGAUUUUGGAGCAUUAUAUAAAGCAAUUGGUUUAUGGAAUGAUGAAGAUGAGGAUGAUGAGAAUUCUAACCUUAACACUAAGCAUUAUUGA